Messenger RNA from Dracunculus medinensis (Guinea worm), 819 nucleotides. The record is from the annotation of a GenBank genome assembly. NCBI's taxonomy places the organism in Eukaryota, Metazoa, Nematoda, Chromadorea, Rhabditida, Dracunculidae.
AUGGCUCAGACUCUGCUUAACGAUAUGAUGACUAGAGGACCAGUUGGUUUCGAUUUUUCCAACUGUACGCGUAAUCUCGCUUUGGAUUCACUUGGUGUCAAACCACCAAAGCUUCACAGUACUGGUACAACGAUUGUCGCCGUUAUUUAUCAGGAUGGUGUCGUAGUUGGUGCAGAUACUAGGGCCACUGGUGGCAAUAUUAUUAUGGAUAAGGAAAUUUUGAAAGUUCGAAAACUUACCGACACGAUUUAUGCUUGUGGCGCUGGUACAGCUGCCGAUCUUGAUCAGGUAUGUAAAAUGCUAUCUGCACAAUUGCGUUUGUUGGAACUAAAUACUGGCAAAAAAGUUCGCGUAGCUACUGCUUUAAGGCGGGCGAAGCUAUAUCUUUUUAAAUAUAUGGGAUACAUUGGAGCAUAUCUAUUAAUUGGUGGUGUAGACUCUACAGGACCUCAUCUAUAUCAAUGUCAAGCAAGUGGCAAAACGAUGACCAGAGCUUACGCUUCUUCAGGAUCUGGUGGUUAUGCAGCUGGAGCAGUUUUGGAACGCAAUUUCAAAUUUGGAAUGACGCUUGAAGAAGCAUGCGAGUUGGUUCAGCUAGCCUUAAGAGCUGGUAUGCAUGGCGACAAUGCUUCUGGCAAUAUGCUAAAUUAUACCAUAAUUAAUCGAGAUGGGGCUAAGCUUAUGGGCCCGAUAGUUCCAGAAUUCUGCAUGAAACCUGAGCCUAAUGAUCUAGAUUACCGGUUCAAAUCUGGCUCUACGAAAGUUUUGAAGCAUAAGGAAAUCAAAUAUGAUGUUAUUGAGAGCAUGGAUUUAUCAUAA